AGUUGUUUACGUUAACAGAGGCCACGCCCACUUCCGGUCUAGGGAUACGACUGGUGUUGCACAGUUACUCGAGCGUAGUAGGCAGACGUGGGUUCAAAUUAUUUUGUAUAAUCAAGGAUUGCAUCACUGGAAGUAAUGCAAAAUUUGGCGGACACAGAUCAACAUCUGAUACAAGUAAAGUGAGAUGGCCUCCUCUGGAACGGGAGACCAUGAUCAACUCCGGCAGUCCAUCGUAGAGAAGUUGGACGGGAAUCCGUGUUAUAAAGAGACCGAUGUGUUCCUGAAAUCACUUUUUGAAAGUUCGACAUCGAAGCGAAAUAAGAAGGACCACGGACAGGCUGAAAAGUGGUUGUUUUGGGCACGACAUGAAUCCAAGCUCAGGUGUGUGAGAGCCAGCGUCCCUGUAGGUGUGUUGCCAGAAGGAAUAGAGGGAGAAUUGGUGGAUGUCAAGGUGUUUUCUAGAGGGCCAGACGAUGCGAUAUAUGACAACAAUGACCUCAUCAGACGCAAGGUGGCGAGGGGGAACUGUUUUCUCCAUCUGACAUCGGGAACAGAAACAGGUGUAUCAUGUGUCCUCCAGGCCAUGAAGAAGUUUACAGGGGGUCUUGGUGAUGAUGAUGACAGAGAGAGUGGAGACACAUUCGUCUGGCAGAAAUAUUUCACUAAAUCUCUAGAUAAUGCCUCUGUAGUCAUAGCAACAAGGAAAGCCAAUGGAGAAGCAGCACAUUUGAGUUGUCGUUUGAUUGGUGGAGAGUAUGUGUUGUGUGGAGGCUCCAAAAAUGUACACAUGUUGUUCAGAAGAAAAGAGGACAUAGCUAAAUAUGGAGAGCCUCGCUUCAGAAUCGCUAGAGAAGUGUGUGCAACGAUCAUGGAUUCCAUAGAUAAGAUGAAACCAGAGGAAAAGGAGAGACUGUUGAAGUUCCUGGUGAUCAGUCAAUAUACAGGUGUGUUUGAAAUCCUUGCACCUGACCACCAACAUGUCGAAGAUCUUUCUUACCUGUCUGGUCCAGAGCUACACUUCAUCACAUGGACACGCUGUGACCUUGACCCGUCAGGAGAGGAUGUUGCAGCUGUUCCACCCCACAUUGGUAUAGAGAUAGCUCAAGCUUUAGGUCUGAAGACAGUCAAGUAUGACCAAGUGGCCAUCCCAAACCUGGACAGGAGGAUGAAGGAGAUCAGACAAGGGUACCAGUUUGAGGGAGAAGUAUUGUAUUUCAUUGACAGUCAGGGCGUAGUUAUGGGACUCCUGAAGAAGAAGACAGUGUGGUAUAUCAUGUGUAGAGCAGUCAGGGAAAAACUCCGAGCUGCCUGUAUCUCUCAGUCUAAAUACAGGGAACAAUUCACCAUCAACAGAGUACUGAAAAAGGUAGAGAAGAGGAUGAGGGAGAUACAAAAAUGGCUGGCUCUAGAUGAUGAAGUAAUCGACUUCUGGAAUACUCUUGGUGGCAAGUUCUUGCAGUGGACAUUGAAGAAAUUUGAAGAAGGUUCCAUUACAAAGGAUGAAAUAGCCGACAAAUUCCCUGUUGUUUGGAAAUCAUUUCUACAAAGCACACAUGAAUGUGAUGAUUAUUCUGCUCUAAAGAAGAAAGGGGCAGAUAACUCUACUCAUCCAGGGCGUGAUGAUAAUCAUGAGACAGGCGACAAUUCAAGCUAUGACAAACAUUCAAAUCAAACAGGGACUGACAAUUUUACUGAUUCUUGUGAUCUGUGCGAGACAAAUAGCAAUUCAGAGAAUGAAACCAACGGUGACAAAAGCUCAGCUGGAGUAGGGGCAGAUAACUCUAAUGAUCCAGGGAGCUCGAGUGAUACUUACGAGGAAAAAGAAAGAUUAACCGAUACAGCUGGUGGAACUUGUCUGACUGAGAACCGAUUUUCUGUAUUAGAAAAUGCCAUUGAAAGUAAAAUGGCAGCUACAGAACUAAACAAGUGUGAAGACAGUCCUCAUUGAUAAUGAUUGUCUGUAGGGCUGUUAGACACGGGUAAAUACAUCAACUGAUCACCAUAUCUGAAUUGGUGUGUAGCUAUUUUAAUAAACUUGCUCAGUUAUUUACUGUAAACUUUUAAAAUUUGUAUAGGAAUUUAUAUAUUUAUAAGGAAGUGUACUAUAUUUAUGUCAUUUUUAACUAUUAAUUGUAAACAUUUUGUACAACCACCAAUUUUAUAUUUCCUGUGAAAUACCAUUAUAUAAAUAUGCAUGGUUCUUCUGGCUUGUUUACAUAUUGGUCAUAUUUAUUUAAAUAAGAAUUGUUUUCUGCUCUGAGGAUGAAAAAAAAACCAACAAAUUAUUUAAGUAUGAAGUGUACAGUUGUUAUUUAUCAAGGACAGCUGAAAUGUAUGACAUUAUCGUAGAGUUUGUAUCCAUUAAGACAUGUUUUUCUAUAUAGUUAUAUCUGUGUUGAGUCAUGAUUUGAUACUCGUAGUAUUUAUUAUUUAGUAAUUCAAAUAAUUUCUAAAAUCAUAGUUGAAUACUUUCAUGGCCUGUGUUUGGUCAGUAAUAUACAUUAGGUAUCCAGUCCCAUUUUUGUUGUAAUCUGAAAUUAUAUCAUAUUUAUUGAAAAGUUGUACAUGUAAUGUUUUUUUUUUUAAUUUUCAAAAAUGAAAUUUUAGAAAUAGCAAAGCACUUAAAUUCAGAGAUAAAAUUAUAUUUUUCUGUAAAAACUUCUAAAAAGUUUUUUUUCAUGUUGAACAAUGUACUGUAAUCAUUCUGUUCAACAAAGGACUAAUAUACAAUAUAACUAUUCCUGUGAUAUCCUGCACUUUAUUGCCAGUGUCUUACACAUUUAUAUAACAUAUGUACUUUUAUUUUUACCGCAUUUGUCAAUUAAUUUGAUUAUCUUGAUUUUUUCCAAACUUGAAUACUUUUAAAUUUUUUAAUGUAUACCUUUGUUUUCCAUGUUAAUUUUCAGAAAUUUUAUCUACUAGAUUUCCCCCCCAGAAUACCUUUUAUCAUUGUAUGUUUGACUAUAUUCUUAUUACAUACUUUUUCAAAUGUUACAUACAGUUUUAAUAUUUAUUGCCUCCAAGGAGAACUAAUAGCACUCUAGUUUGAUAUGAAGAUACAUAUAUUAAUCACUAAAACUACUUUUCUCUGUUUCAGCUUUAAUAAAUAGAGGAUAUUUUGUCUAUAUUUUAACUAUACUGUCAAUCAUUUGUCAAAAUCAUGGGGCAUGAAUACAAUUUCAAUUUUAUCAUUGGUUUUUCAUAAAAAUAUUUUGGAAGUUUUAAUAAGAUUUCCAAACAACCUAACCAGCUCCAUAAUUGUGCAUAUGUCCCAUAUUUUUGAAUAUCCAUCAAGUGAUAUGCUGACUGUACCUCAGUUAUCAACAUAUGUGAUAGAACCUUUAAUAUCCCCUUAUCAAGAUCGUACUGUAAUACUGCAGACCACCAUUCCGUCUGUCCAUCCACGUCAACAUUAACAGACAAUAUCUCAAGUUCAAAUAGACUGAUCAAACUCGAACUUCACUCAAUGCUUCCUAAUUGGAGAGUUUGCUUGGGAUUUCUUUGCAGGCUUAAAGGUAAAAAAGAAAAGUGAGGGAGUUUCUUGAACUAAUGAACUCAAACUUAAGUUAACACAGUGCUUCCCUACCAACACACAGAAAAUUUAUUUUGGUCGAUAAUGAGAAUUCCCUUAUACAGAUCUUGUUAAGAUUGCCAUCAUUUCUGCACAAUUAAGUUCAAGUGGACAAAAUCUGUCCACAUUUAGGUAUUUAACAUGUAUAGUCAAAUUACGAUACAACAAUUCAUCCCCGCUAUGAGUCAAUUACUUCAUAGUAUGGUACAAUUUGUCUCAGAGCUGUAGGUCAGUCCAACUUAGUAUGGUACAAUUUGAUAGAGCUGUACAUGUGGGUCAGUCCAAUUUAGUAUGGUACGAUUUGAAAGAGCUGUGGGUCAGUCCACUUUAGUAUGGUACAAUUUGAUAGAGCUGUAGGUCAGUCAUGAUCAUACAUUCUGGUAUAUAAGGUCCCACAAUACUUGCAUUAACAGCUUAUGGUUAUCCUUUGUAAGCUUUUCAAUUUCCCUCAGUUUUCAGCUACUGGUAUCCAUCUCUCACCAAUGGAGAUGAGACACAGUUCAAAACUCAUAUUGCAAACUUAAAUAAAACUUUCAAACUU
This is a messenger RNA of Pecten maximus, 4112 nucleotides long. RefSeq lists its product as uncharacterized. The transcript is spliced from 13 exons. Bases 185 to 1948 code for a protein of 587 amino acids. Lineage: Eukaryota; Metazoa; Mollusca; Bivalvia; Pectinida; Pectinidae. The record is from RefSeq and is a predicted model, not a curated record.